Globicephala melas (long-finned pilot whale) is the source of this 867-nucleotide messenger RNA. The record is from RefSeq and is a predicted model, not a curated record. Lineage: Eukaryota; Metazoa; Chordata; Mammalia; Artiodactyla; Delphinidae.
GGCGAUGCUGAGAUGGGGGCGGUGGCAGCCGAAGCGGAUGGUACUCUCUUUGUGGGCAACCUUGAAACGAAAGUGACAGAGGAGCUGCUUUUCCAGCUUUUCUACCAGGCUGGGCCAGUAAUAAAAGUGAAAAUUCCAAAAGAUAAGGAUGGUAAACCAAAGCAGUUUGCAUUUGUGAAUUUCAAACAUGAAGUAUCUGUUCCUUAUGCCAUAAAUCUGCUUAAUGGAAUCAAACUUGGAAGGCCCAUCAAACUUCAGUUUAGAUCAGGAAGUAGCCUUGCCUCACAGGAGGUCAGUUUGUCAUAUCCCCAGCAUCAUGUUGGAAGUUCAAGCCCUACUUCCACAUCUCCUAGCAGGUAUGAAAGGACAGUGGAUAACAUGACUCCAUCAGCACCGAUAAUUCAAAGGUCUUUUUCUUCUUCAGAAAAUUUUCAGAGACAAGCAGUGAUGAACAGUAUUUUGAGACAGAUGUCAUAUGGAGGGAAAUUUGGUUCUCCACAUCUGGAUCAAUCAGGAUUUUCCCCAUCAGUUCAGUCACAUAAUCAUACUUUUAACCAGUCUUCAACCUCCCAGUGGUGCCAAGAUACACCAUUAUCAUGGCGAAAAGUCAGAGAGAAUUCUCAUCCCUACAUAGUGGAUAGACAUUAUUGCCAUGAACAGCUUUACACUGAUCACGGGGCCAACCAUCAUUACAGAGGAAACAGAGAUGAUUUCUUCUAUGAAGAGAGAAAUCACGAUGGCUGGAGCCAUGACUAUGAUAACAGAAGAGACAGUGGUAGAGAUGGAAAAUGGCGCUCAUCUUGACACUAACAAGUGUUAAAAGGAUGUUUUCAUAGGGUCUUUAUAGGCCCUUUUUGUUAAGUUGUU